AUGGGUAGAUUGAAAGCAUGGUUCAAUAAGAAAAUCACCGACCCUCUUCUCCAGAUCUUGCGUAGAGGUACUGAGCCUAAGCAGCUUGCUUUCUCCGCCGCACUAGGUAUCACCUUGGGAAUAUUUCCGAUUUGCGGUGUUCCUGUCUUUCUAUGUGGAGUAGCUUUUGCGUUGCUUGGAUCUGCUUGUCAUGCUCCUACCGUGAUGUUGGCUAAUAUCAUUGCCACUCCAGUAGAACUAGCUCUCGUGGUGCCUUUCCUAAGACUAGGAGAAAAAGUCACCGGAGGACCUCAUUUUCCUUUGACAUCAGAUGCACUAAAGAAGGUUUUUACUGGUCAAGCCUCUCAAGAAGUCUUUUUAAGCAUUGGCAAUGCGUUGCUAGGGUGGCUUGUAGCAACACCGUUUUUCUUCAUUGGUCUAUACGUUUUGUUGCUCCCAUGUUUCAAGAUCUUGGUUCGAAAGUUUGGUGCCGUUGCUUCAACACCAAAGACACCUACAAAUGCAGAGACAGAGCUCAAUCCAAAGCCAAGAGUCGCUUAA
Molecule: messenger RNA, 540 nt
Organism: Thlaspi arvense
Lineage: Eukaryota; Viridiplantae; Streptophyta; Magnoliopsida; Brassicales; Brassicaceae
Source: the annotation of a GenBank genome assembly